Sclerotinia sclerotiorum 1980 UF-70 is the source of this 1296-nucleotide messenger RNA. RefSeq lists its product as hypothetical. Gene Ontology annotation, molecular function: heme binding; indoleamine 2,3-dioxygenase activity; metal ion binding. The transcript is spliced from 3 exons. The record is from RefSeq and is a predicted model, not a curated record. Gene Ontology annotation, cellular component: cytoplasm. NCBI's taxonomy places the organism in Eukaryota, Fungi, Ascomycota, Leotiomycetes, Helotiales, Sclerotiniaceae. Gene Ontology annotation, biological process: 'de novo' NAD+ biosynthetic process from L-tryptophan. The coding region runs from base 1 to 1296 and encodes 431 amino acids.
AUGCUUGGUCCUUUAAAUAUCAAUCUCUCCGAAUAUGGAGUCUCAACAAAAAAUGGAUUUCUUCCAGAUAUUAAUCCUCUUCCACGAUUAAUUGCAUAUUCCGAAUGGGAGGAUUUAGUCGAUGAAAUACCAUUUUUAAUCAAGGAAGGAUUAUUCAGACAACAUGCAGAUGCAUUACCAAUUUUAGAUACUUCGAAUUUACAAGAGGAAGAUGAAUGGCGAAGAGCCUAUCAUUUAUUAUCUUUUAUGACCCAUUCAUAUAUCUGGGGAGGAAAACUUCCAUCAGAGAUAUUACCCCCUCAAAUAUCCAAGCCCUUCCUAGUUGUGUCAUCUCAUCUAGGCCUCCCACCAACCGCCACAUAUGCCGCCCUCAACCUUUGGAACUUCACCAGUACAUCUCCCACACAAGAUCUUACCGAUCUAGAUCAUUUAUCCUGUCAGCAUACCUUCACCAAUACACCUGAUGAAUCCUGGUUUUAUCUCGUAUCCGUUGCUAUCGAAGCUCGAGGCGCAGAAGUCAUUCCUCUCAUGAUUAAAGCAAUGAACGCUGUUCGAGCAGACGAACCAUCCAUUUUAAUAUCAUGUUUAGAAAAGUUUUCAACUUGUAUACAUGAUUGUGGUAUUCUUCUUGAACGGAUGUAUGAGCGAUGUGAUCCGGAGGUCUUCUAUCACGUCAUUCGACCAUUUUUAGCUGGAAGUAAAAAUAUGGCUGCCGCUGGUUUACCUAGAGGUUUAUUUUAUGAUGAGGGAGAAGGGAAUGGUGAAUGGAGACAGUAUAGUGGAGGAAGUAAUGCUCAGAGUAGCUUGAUACAAUUCUGGGAUGCGGUAUUAGGUGUUAAACAUGUGCCUACACGGCCUAUGGGGAGAUCACAAAGUGAAGUUGUGCCGCCGAAGAAAGGUGGUCAUGGUUACCUAGAUGAAAUGCGCAACUACAUGCCCGGGCCCCACCGUUCCUUCCUCCAAUACAUCAGCACCAACUCCCCCAUCCAAACCUACAUCCACGAAACGGCCUGUUCAAGCGAAGCAAGCCAAGCUUACAACCAAGCUGUAGAAACCCUAACUAGUUUCCGCGAUAUCCACAUUCAAAUCGUUACUCGAUAUAUCAUUACGCCAUCACGAAAAGCCAUGGCUCAAGGUACGGAAAAGGAAAAUGCGGGUUUGAAUUUGGCGGUUGCGACGACGAGAAAGGGUGGGAAGGAUUUUAGGGGAACGGGAGGAACGCAGUUGAUUCCGUUUUUGAAACAGAGUAGGGAUGAGACCAGGGAUAUGUUUGUGGAUGUUGUGGGGAGUCCGUAG